Molecule: messenger RNA, 1237 nt
Organism: Drosophila eugracilis
Lineage: Eukaryota; Metazoa; Arthropoda; Insecta; Diptera; Drosophilidae
Product: thioredoxin-related transmembrane protein 2 homolog
Exons: 1
Coding region: 127-942 (271 amino acids)
Cellular component (GO): membrane-bounded organelle
Molecular function (GO): disulfide oxidoreductase activity
Source: RefSeq, a predicted model, not a curated record
GCUAAUUUUUAGUCAACGGCGAAGCUAAAAUUAACAAUUGGCUGUCAAAAGCAAGAAAAGAAAAACUCGGGAAAUUGUUAAUUAAAAGCGUGACCCACAUCAGCCCACUAAGCCCCCAACGCAGCGAUGACGUGGAAGAAGCAGCUGGCUGUGCUGGCCAAGCCCUACUAUUGGGUAAACAUCCUGCUGGCCAUUUCAUAUCUCCUAUCCAAGAAGACACAGUUCAUCUGCACGCGCCUCUUUAAUCUCGCAGGAGAGGAUGAGGAGUGCGAUUUGGACAGUCGCGAGGUGGAGAUUUUGUUCUUCCUGCUGAUCGUUGUGAUGAUACGUUCACGCAAAACAGGCAGCGUAACCAUGAUCAACUAUUUGGCCUCGUCGUUCUUGUACACAAAGGUGGCCAAUGCCAUUUUGUGGGCCUACGCGGAUUUUCGCUACGGACUCGGCUUCCUGCUACUGUGCGUUCUCGUGGGCAUGGUGCUGCCGGAGCCAUCUUACCGUGGACCUGAACACAUCACCUACUUCCGCAACGCACAGGUCUUUGAGGAGGAGUUGGCCCGGGAAAAGCGGACCAGCUGGCUUAUCUGCUUCUAUACUGUGUGGAAUCCCAGCUGUGUGAACUUUGCCCCAGUCUUUGCUGAGCUAUCCGCAGAGUACAACACAGACUACCUGAAGUUCGGCAAGAUCGACAUCGGACGCUUUCCAGAUGUGGCCCAGAAGUACCGCAUUUGUGACAGCAGCUUCUCCCGCCAGUUGCCCACUGUGAUUCUGUUCCAACAGGGCAAGGAGACAGACCGCAGACCCUGCGUUGACUCUAAAGGCAAGCUGCAGAAGUUUUUCUUCUCUGGCGACAAUGUUCGCGCUAGCUUCGGUCUCAACCAGCUGUACAAGGAGGCCGUGGAGCGACUGCCCAUCGCGCCAAAGGAGACCAAGAAGGCUCAGUAGAGUGGCUGACUGCCCUCCCCACCCAAGACAUCUCAUUUCUGCGUGCACGUGUUAAUAUUUGUUAUUUGUUUAGUUUUUAGUUUAUUUUAACUUAUUGAGGUGCGACAGCAACCUUAACUGCCACCGCCGGAGACACGUACAAUUGCAUUAAUAGUUGCAACAAAUUCUAAACUUAAACGUGCACUCGUCACGUUGCCAUUGUAGAGAUUAUAUGAGUGGCUUGCAUUUGCCUAUUUAAUUUGUAGCUAAUCAUCAAGUACCAAAUAUAUUUAAAAUUGUGGAAUGAGUCAACGAA